Messenger RNA from Aedes aegypti (yellow fever mosquito), 1035 nucleotides. Its product is annotated as basic helix-loop-helix neural transcription factor TAP. The transcript has a single exon. Lineage: Eukaryota; Metazoa; Arthropoda; Insecta; Diptera; Culicidae. The record is from RefSeq and is a predicted model, not a curated record. Bases 241 to 1035 code for a protein of 264 amino acids. Gene Ontology annotation, molecular function: protein dimerization activity.
UUUCGGUGUGCAAGUUUCUUUUGAAAACAGUGCUAGUCGCGUAAGAAGCAAUACUUCUGUGAACAAAACCGAGAUCACCAAUCGGAAGCAGGAUAUUGGUCUGAGCUGUUAAAGAGAACAACUCAUAAAUCACGUGAGCAUAAUAUCGAGCACGGGAUGAAAAUUGGACAAAACUAAACCGGAGAGCAGUAAGCAGCCGAAGUGAUGAUAAUUUGAGUGUGCCUCCGGCGGCCAGUAGCAAUGGACCACUACUCGACAAUGGUUGGAUUGGAUCGCAUUAGCGGCUAUGGGAUGACGACGGUGAUGGAAGGCUAUUUACCGAGCUACUCAACCGAAGCGUCUCUGUACCGCAGCUUCAGUUCCUCCGGAGACACAAGCCCAUCGUUCACGGGUCAUGAUGCGAGUGUCAAUUAUGGGUUGUCUUCGUUCACGGAAAUGAUUAUUGACAGCGAAAGCUUCGUUCCGGUUCAGAUGACGACGACGACCACGCCAACGACGACGGCAAGUCACGAUUAUCUGGAUCAACGAUUACUCGACACCGAAAACCACCAGACAAUUACCCCUGUUCCCCCAAAUGACCCGAUUAAACCGCCGAAAGCACGUGCUAAUAAAGCCAAGCGGCGAUCUAUGGGUCCCUCCGCCACCGUUUUAAAGUGCCCGAAAACUCCGAAACUAGAUCAAAACGCCGCAAAAAAGAACCUCAUUACACCUCCGAGUCCAACCGUGAUGAAGAAACGGCGCCUAGCAGCCAACGCCAGGGAACGGAAACGGAUGAACAGCCUCAAUGUGGCUUUUGAUAAAUUGCGGGAAAUCGUUCCAACGCUGGGCCCCGAUCAUAAGCUGUCCAAGUUUGAAACACUUCAGAUGGCCCAGACAUACAUCAACGCGUUAAGUGAUUUACUGGAGCGGGGUGCGGACGAAAGCACCUACAGUUUGUUCGAUUCCAGUCCGGGAACGGCCAGUGAUAGCAAUAAUAACCACGAUCAGGAUGGGCAGUUUGAGAUGCAAAGGCUUUAUGAGGUAGAUUUUAUUUAG